Rhea pennata is the source of this 2415-nucleotide messenger RNA. It is a transcript of the gene MEP1B, whose product is annotated as meprin A subunit beta. Gene Ontology annotation, biological process: proteolysis. Gene Ontology annotation, molecular function: protein binding; metalloendopeptidase activity; zinc ion binding. The record is from RefSeq and is a predicted model, not a curated record. Gene Ontology annotation, cellular component: membrane. NCBI's taxonomy places the organism in Eukaryota, Metazoa, Chordata, Aves, Rheiformes, Rheidae.
AUGUUCAAGGCAAAGAAUUUUAAGAAGGAGGAAAACAAUCAACCAGAAAGACCUGCUCUCUCUGCUUUGUGUUUAAUGUUUUCAGUUUUUCUCACACGUAGCAUGAGUCAGAACACUGGCAGACUCUAUCUGCAGAUCAAAGUACCCGCUCCGGAGACAACUGAAAUAGACUUGGAUGGAGGAAUUGAUCAAGACAUUUUUGACAUCAAUGAAGCUUUAGGACUGAACCUUUUUGAGGGAGAUAUCAAGCUUGAUAGGGUGAGUGAACGAAACUCCAUCAUUGGCGACGAGUAUCGGUGGCCCCACACUAUUCCCUAUGUCCUCGAAGACAGCCUGGAAAUGAAUGCUAAGGGGCUCAUCCUCAAGGCAUUUGAGCAGUAUCGACUGAAAACCUGUAUUGACUUCAAACCUUGGGAAGGAGAAAAGAAUUAUAUAUCUGUGUUCAAAGGAAGUGGUUGCUGGUCCUCAGUAGGAAACCGCCAACAGGGGCUGCAGCAGCUUUCAAUCGGAGCCAACUGUGACCGAAUCGGGACGAUUCAGCACGAGUUCCUGCACGCUCUGGGGUUCUGGCACGAGCAGUCACGGUCCGAUCGGGACGACUACGUGUCAAUAGCGUGGGACAGAAUUCAGUCUGGCAAAGAACAUAAUUUCAAUAAAUAUGAUGAUAAAACAUCAGAUUCCCUAAACGUUCCCUACGACUAUACUUCUGUGAUGCACUACAGCAAAACUGCAUUCAUGAAUGGGACUGAACCAACCAUCGUGACGAACAUACCAGACUUCAUGGAUGUAAUUGGACAGCGAAUGGAUUUCAGUGAUUAUGAUCUCCAAAAACUGAAUCAUCUGUACAACUGCUCUUCCUCCCUAAGCUUCAUGGACACGUGCAGCUUUGAACUUGAGAAUAUAUGUGGUAUGAUUCAAAGUUCAGAUGAUAACAGUGACUGGCAGCGCUUGUCUCAGGUUCCUGCUGGGCCAAAUACUGAUCAUACCAAUAUGGGAGAAUGUGAAGCUUCUGGCUACUUCAUGCAUUUCAAUACCAGCACUGUAAGAGAGGGAAGCACAGCUGUCCUGGAGAGCCGAAUUCUGUAUCCCAAGAGAGGCUUCCAGUGCCUGCAGUUCUACCUCUACCACAGUGGGCAUGAAAGCGACCAGCUCUACGUCUGGGUCCGGGAGUACACCUCGGCUCAUCCCAAUGGUACCCUGAGACUCAUUGAAGAAAUAAGAGGUUCACCUGCGGACUACUGGCAGCUCCAUCAUGUUUCUUUGAAUGUCACCAGUAAAUUCCGAUUCCUGUUUCAAGGCGUGAGGGGAACUGGCUGGUCAAACGGAGGCCUCUCUAUUGAUGAUAUCAAUUUGUCAGAGACGCAGUGUCCUCACCACGUCUGGCAUAUCAGGAAUUUCACGCAUCUCCUCGACACAAGUUCUGAAGGGACGGCAGGAAGAAUAUACAGUCCACCUUUUUACUCUAGCGAAGGAUAUGCUUUCCAGGUCGGUUUGUAUGUAAAUGGUACGGUUGAUAGCCCAUUUAAUUUGGCAAUCUACCUGCACUUGAUUUCUGGAGCAAACGAUGAUCGGUUGCAAUGGCCCUGCGCAUGGCUGCAAGGUACCAUGAUUCUGCUGGACCAGCAUCCUGAUAUUCGUCAACGGAUGUCAAACCAAAGAAGUGUAACCACAGAUCCACUAAAAUUAUUAGAUUCUACAUCAAAUUAUUUUUGGGAUAGACCAGACAAAGUGGGAUCAAAGGCUUAUUUUCCCAAUGGAACUGCAUUCAUGAGAGGUCCAGGAAGUGGAACAAGUGCGUUCUUAACUCAUCAGAGACUUAGAAGCCGCAACUUUAUUAAAGAAGAUGGUGUUUAUAUUCUUUUAACAACAGAAGAUAUAUCACAUCUACUGUCAGCUCAGCCAAGUGUUUCACCUACCUUUUUUACGAAUACUUCCAAUGUCAACACCAUCAAGCCUACCUCCACUACCACCACCAAGCCCACCACCACCGCCAAGCCCACCACCACCGCCAAGCCCACCACUAGACCUACUACCACCACAAGAGCCACCACAACAACCUCUGUCAUCCUAACUAAACCCCCAGAAAUAGAUAUUGUGGAUUCCUGUCCAGACAACCUUUGUGAAAAUGAUGGUAUCUGCAUUAUUGUAGAUAAAGCACCUGUGUGCAGAUGUCCAGCAGGUGAUGAUUGGUGGUACAUGGGAGAAAAGUGUGAAAGGAAAGGCUCAACUCAAGAAAAUAUUGUAAUAGCUGUUUCUUCAACCAUAACUGUAUUUGUUGUUAUGCUUAUUGUCACUAUCACAAGUAUAGUGUGCCUUAAAAAGAAAUACAGCCAAGGAAAGGAAAACAAGGAGAGCUUUACUCUAGAAGAAAGUAAAACAUCCUUCUGAAAAUACUGAAAGCAAGCACCAAAGACU